Messenger RNA from Saccostrea cuccullata (small rock oyster), 681 nucleotides. RefSeq lists its product as uncharacterized. The coding region runs from base 38 to 538 and encodes 166 amino acids. The transcript is spliced from 5 exons. Lineage: Eukaryota; Metazoa; Mollusca; Bivalvia; Ostreida; Ostreidae. The record is from RefSeq and is a predicted model, not a curated record.
UUAUAAAUUCUCUCUUUUUUCUACUUUCGUUUUCUUCAUGCCUUGGUACAAAGAUUAUUUUAUACUUAUAAUAUCGUCAUGUUUCGCUAUCCCUUGUAUACUAUUAGUCCAUUUGGAGAGAAAGUGUGCAACCCUACAUAACAUUGUACUACAGCACGAGUCACUUCUAAAGGCCAGUAGUUUAAAGCAAGAUUCGUGGAAGGACCAGUAUCUCGAUGAAUUUCGACAAGACUUAAAGAAGCUGAAACUGGAGCUUGAGUUACAAAGAAAGGAAACUGAUGAAUGUCUCAAAGACAGAAAAAAAUAUGAGGCUGAAUUUUUAAAAGUAUCAAGAAUUUGGGAGGAAAAUCAGAUACAUUUUAAACCAAAUCAAGAUGACAUAAAGAAAACCCCAAUGGAACAAACAAACCAAGAAGAUCCAGACACACAAAAGAAACAGAAAGAGAUAGCUGAAGCCGUAGUGCAUGUAACAGUUCUUAUAUCUAUUGCAUUCUUAUUUGUGCUGUAUCAAAUUAAGAGGAGUUUCAACUGGGCAUAGUGAAUUGGACACAUUUGGCUGAAUUACUGAAAGAGACAUUUGAAAAUUAUUUUUAUUAUAUCUUCAAUUUAUUUAAGAAUGAAGACAAGAAGCAAUAAAUGAUGAAUUUAUAUUUGUAAAAAAAACUUUAAAAAUAACAAGAA